AUGGUAGGAAAGGCUAGGUCUUCCAAUUUUACCUUAUCUGAAAAGCUUGAUUUGCUAAACCUUGUGAAGCCAUAUGUGAAAAUUCUCGAAGAGCACACUAACAAGAAUUCAGUAAUAGUGGAGAAGAAUAGAUGCUGGGAUGUCAUAGCAGUUAACUAUAAUGCAACUGGAGUGGACCGCCCUCCUCGCACAGCUCAGGGCCUACGCAGCCUUUACAAAAGGCUCAAAGAAUAUGCCAAACAGGAGCUGUUGCAGCAAAGGGAGGCCCAGUCAGAGUUUAAAAGCACUAUCUCCGAGCCAACCAAGAAAGUUAUGGAGAUGAUUCCCCAGAUUGCCAGCUUUUGCCUGAUAAGAGACAGGAACCACAUACAAAGUGCAAACUUGGAUGAGGCUGCCCAAGCUGGGACCAGUUCACUGCAGGUAAUGGUGGACCACCAUCCUGCUGCUAUCACUGUAGAGGUGAAGCAAGAAGAGGACAUUAAGCCAUCUCCUCCCCUGGUUUCAAAUCCUCAACUCAAUGAUACUUUAGAGCAAAGAGAAGAGCAGGAAUUAAUGCAUGUUGUGGAAGGAUCCAUGUCUCCAUCUCUUUCUUCUGUUGAUAUGAGAAUGACAUCAUCUCCAUCUUCUAUCCCGAGGAGAGAUGAUAUUUUUCAUCAGGAAAGUGGAGAACACUUUAGGUCUCUGCUAAGAUGUGACCCUCAGGUCCUGCAAAUGUUAAAAGAGGAACAUCAGAUAAUCUUAGAAAAUCAAAAGAAUUUUGGAUUGUAUGUUCAGGAGAAGAGGGAUGGAUUGAAAAGAAGGCAGCGGCUGGAGGAGGAGCUGCUAAGAGCAAAGAUUGAAGUAGAGAAGCUGAAAGCAACUCGCUUACGGCAUGAUCUGCCUGAAUACAGUAGUCUCUAAGAAGCUUCCAGUCUUGGAAUUUGAUAAUUUUAAUUUUUUCAGAAUUAUUUUAAUUUUGGAGUAUCAUGAAGCUC
Grammomys surdaster is the source of this 974-nucleotide messenger RNA. RefSeq names its product fibrinogen silencer binding protein (gene Fsbp). Lineage: Eukaryota; Metazoa; Chordata; Mammalia; Rodentia; Muridae. The transcript has 2 exons. The coding region runs from base 1 to 900 and encodes 299 amino acids. The record is from RefSeq and is a predicted model, not a curated record.